Molecule: messenger RNA, 1668 nt
Organism: Dictyostelium discoideum AX4
Lineage: Eukaryota; Evosea; Eumycetozoa; Dictyosteliales; Dictyosteliaceae
Gene: fut9
Exons: 1
Coding region: 1-1668 (555 amino acids)
Biological process (GO): glycoprotein biosynthetic process
Cellular component (GO): membrane; Golgi membrane; endomembrane system
Molecular function (GO): glycosyltransferase activity; fucosyltransferase activity
Source: RefSeq, a predicted model, not a curated record
AUGUUAAAAAAACAUAGAGUUUUAAUAAUAGUAAUUGUUAUGACAUUAGUUGUAAUGAUAAGUUAUAGUUCAAUAUUAAAUAUAAAUACAGCACAAACAUCAAUAAAUAAUCAAAAGAAUGGAGUUGGUAAUAAAAAUGAAGAGAUGGAUAUUGACGAUAUGAAAAAUGUUGAAAAUGAAAAAUUAGAUGCAGAAAUUUUAAGAAAACAAAAGAGAGAAAGACAACAAAAUGGUGAAAACGUCUUUGAUGCAAAUAAUAUUCAAGUUGGGUUACCCGAUAGUAAUAAUAAUAAUUUAUUAUUCGGAAAUGAGGAUGAUAUACCAAUUCAAACUACAUUAAAGAAAACAGAUGAUAAACUUUUAAUUGAAUGUUUAGUAAGAGCAUCAAAACAAAAUAAUCAAUUAUCAAUUGAAAAAACCAAAGAGAAUUGGUUUACCUAUAUGAAAAAGAUAUCAAGUGAAAAAAAAGAGAAAUGUCAUUACUCAAAUCAACGUGAUUAUGACGAGCAACCAGUCCGUGUCGUUAGACAGUUGACAGAUUUCCAAGAGAAUGUGGAAUGUCACUUACCAUGCUCGUCAGUUCAUCAAGGCGGUGCUUAUAUCGAUUCUUCAAUCUACUCGCAUUCGACUUGUGAGAAAUCAAUGUAUGAAACUUUGGAGAAUGUUAGACCAUAUGGAAGAAAGUAUGAUAUAGUUGCAACUACCGAUACAAAAUCAGAUGUACCACUUGGUUAUUAUAGUUGGAAUGAGUAUCCUUAUUUUAAGAAACCAAUAAAGAAAAUUCAUAAUAAAGAUCAAGGUUUGGUUGCUGCUUUCAUCUCUAAUUGUGGCCCACAAUUUAGAUUGGACUAUAUGAAUAAAUUGAUUGCUGCAGGUAUUAAAGUGGAUUCCUAUGGUCAUUGUAACCAUAAUAAAGAACAAAGAAAAACCAAAGCUCAAGAUUAUAAUGGUGCAAAAAUGGAGAUUUCAAGUUCUUACAAAUUUGUAAUGUCAUUUGAGAAUAGUGAAACCGAUGAUUAUGUCACAGAGAAAUUAUUUGGUGUUUUCACCAUUGGUUCCGUGCCCAUCUAUCAUGGUGCCCCAAAUGGUAAGAAAUUCUUCCCAUCCCCAAAUGCCGGUAUCUUUGUCAAUGAUUUUGAAUCACCAGAGGAUUUAGCUGCCCAUUUGAAAUUCUUGGAUGAAAAUGAUGAAGAGUAUGAAAAAUGUUUACAAUGGAAAAAAACAGGCCCUACAAAAGAUUGGAUGGUGGUUAUGGACCAACUCAAGGCAAAUGGUGAUUGUAGAACUUGUAUCAAGGUUGCCGAUCUUCAAAGAAAAGAGGUUGGUAUGGUUGUUAAUAAAAAUACCUCAAUGCAAUUAGUACCAAAAUCAUUCACUCCAAAUGAUGGUAUCGUUGUAUUUAUUAGAGAAAGAAAUACUUUUUGGUUCACAUCGGUUGCAAUACCUUAUUCAACUACUUAUGUCGAGUUGGUUGAAAUCUUUUCAAACGCUUUAAAUCAUAAAGGUGAAAUUUAUUCAGCUAACGAUCUUUGGUCAAAAGAACCAAUCAUUGAUUUCAAAAUGAAAGAUAAAACUAUUAAAUUAACUCAAAAUCAAGAAAUUGAAGUUUUAUUUGCAGAUUUAGAUUUCUUUUGGCAUAGUAAAAAAUUACCACCAGGUGAAGAAUAA